AAAGGAAGCCAACUGCCAAUAAACACCGAAGAAGAAGAAGCGGAAGAAACACCAAAGAAGAAGAAGAACAACAACAUUAAUGUAGGUAGAUGAUAUUAGAGGAGAUAAAGUAUAAUUUAUGUCUCUUUGCUGUUCUUUGUUUGACAUAUGAAGGAUUCAGCUGAUAGUUAAAGGUGUUAUUGAUCUUCUCUCUCCUUUAACCGUCGAUAUCUAUCAGAAACAGCUUCAGAUAAAGCUAAUAAAGCUAAUGUUAGCUAGCAUCCAGCAUCUUCAGCCUCUAAACCUCCAGAUAAAGAGACUUUCAUCAACCAAAGACUGAUUAAUAAUCAGCAGAAGUAACGGUGGUGACGCUCCAGCUGCUCCUCAUGGCGUCUUCAGACGGUCUGCAGGAGAUGAGUGAGGUCGUCAUAGUGACGAUACCUGAGUCAGUGGGGGAGGAGCUCCCCCCCGUCACAGAGGAGGAGAAAGCUGUACUGGUGACUGCAGAGCUGACCCCCCAACCAGGGCAGGAUCUCCUGACAGCAGCUCCAGUGGAAACAGAAGCUGAAGCCGGUUCAGCAGAUUCUCUGUCGAGGGAAGAAGCCGUCAUCGUGAAGUUGACUGAAGAAGUGGACGUGGAGGCUGACGUCUUCUAUCCGAUCACAUGUGGAGACGCCAAAGCCACGCUGGUCUGGAAGAAGUUCGUCUGUCCCGGGAUCAACGUCAAGUGUGUCCAGUUCAAUGAGCAGCUCAUCAGCCCAAAGGAGUUUGUGUGUUUAGCGGGAAAAUCCACUCUGAAGGACUGGAAGAGAGCCAUCCGCCUCAACGGCACCAUGCUCAGGAAGAUCAUGGACUCAGGUGAGCUGGACUUCUACCAGCAUACCAAGGUCUGCUCCAACACCUGCCGCAGCACCAAGAUCGACCUCGUGGGAACCAAAGUGUCCAUCAGCAGCAGCGAUCAGUCUGCUGAGCUGUUUCCUGCCACGCCCUCAUCAGCUGACUUGAACGGAGCAGCGACCUCGUUUCCUGACGGGACGGAGGAAACAUCAGAGUGGGUCACAGCCAUCGGAGAGGACUCUGUGGCGUUCUGGCGGACGGUGAAGGAGGCGGGCCUCCUGGAGGAGGUGGUGGAGGACUUCCAGACGGAGCUGCAGGAGGUGCUGAAGGGGCUGCAGGAGAGAGUGUGUGACCCUCCACUUCAGGUUAAAGACGCUGUCUUGCUGAACAACAUCGUGCAGAACUUUGGGAUGUUGGACCUGGUGAAGAAGGUUCUGGCGAGUCAUAAGAGUCAGAUGGAUCGAUACAGAGAGCAGUACACCCGCAGCCUGGCCGCUCUGGAGCAGCAGUGUGAUGAACACAGGAAGCGAGCCAAAGAGCUGAAGAGCAAGUCGCAGCACCUGAACAACGUCCUGAUGACCCUGACCCCGGUCCCCGCCGCCCCGGCCCCCAAACGACCCCGUCUGACCCGCGCCGUCUCCGGCCCGGCCUCGGUGGGCGGCGCCGCGGCCCAGAUCACGCUGCCCCUCAGCCAGCUGAGCGCUCUGCCGCUGGGGAAGGUUGUGACGGUGGCCGGAGCUCCUGCCAGCUCCAACCUGGGCGGCUACACGCUGCUCACCUCCUCGCUGUCUGGCGCCGAGCUGGCGGCCGACGCCUCCAACCUGACCGUGCUGUCCACGGCGGCGGGUCAGGAGGGCGCCGUGGCCCCCGGCGGCCCCGCGGCCUCCACCGCCUUCGUUAAAGUGGUCGGGCCUCAGUUCCAGCUGGUGACGCUGCCGGCGGCGCUGCAGAGCCUCGCCGCGGCUCAGAGCGGCGUCCAUCAGCAGAUUGGCAGCAUCAGCGUGGUGGACGCCACGGCAACCGCCGGAGAGGCGCCACAGGAGGACGGCGAGGAGGAGGAGAGUCAGCCAGAGGAGGUGAAAGAGGAGGACGGGGAGCAGCACUGAGACGCCGCAGAUGUUCUGUUCCACAAAGUCUCACUGCAGAUUUAUGCUCCAAAUAGAGUCGGAACUGAAAAUGAACUCCUUCAUGUUUGUUUUAUCUUGUGACAAAGUUUCACAUUUCAAUUUUGCUUUAUUUCAGUGAAAUUAUUAUAUAUAAAAAAACACAAAAUCCAACUCAAAACCAAGCAGGAAUUGCAUUUACCACCGUCUGCUUAUAAUACAAAUACAUAAAAAUAACAGAAAUGAUGUAUAAAGUGUGAUAUAAAAAACACAAAAUCCAACUCAAAACCAAGCAGGAAUUACACUUACCACAGUCUGAUUUGGAUAUAUAAACUAAUUUAAACAUAAACAUAACAGAAAUGAUGUAUAAAGUGUGGUAAAAAAGUGAGAUAAAUAUAACUUAAGACUAAAAUGUAACAUUUCUUCAUAAUAUUUAGUCUAAAAUACACAAAUCUCUGAAUAGAGUUGUUAAACAUUUUUAAAUACAUUCAUAACAAAUUCAAUUUGAAAAUGUUUCUUCACUGAAAACUAAAUAUAAACAACAACAUCACUAUUAGAACCUUUUACAGCAAAACCUACAUUUUUGGUCAAAAUUAAGUUAUCACUAAAAUAAAAAUGAACUCCUUGAUGUUUGUUUUAUCUUGUGACAAAGUUUCACAUUUCAAUUUUGCUUUAUUUCAGUGAAAUAAUUAUAUAUAAAAACCACAAAAUCCAACUCAAAACCAAGCAGGAAUUACACUUACCACAGUCUGAUUUGGAUAUAUAAACUAAUUUAAACAUAAAAAUAACAGAAAUUAUAAGUUUAUUUAAAUGGGAAAUCCAAAUCUACUUAUUUUGAGCAAUUGUGGCUUAAAAAACCCGACUGUAGUAACAUUAAAAUAAACCAGAAAUACUUGAAACGAGCACGUUUUGUUGGUAGAAAAUGCUUUUUUAAUAACAUUUAAACUACAUGCAACUAAAACUCUCAACUGGAGCCAAUAUUUGAGGUAAAAACUCACCAUAUUCAUACAUUUUUGGGGUCAAAGGUCAAAUAAAUCACUGACCUACCUAUAACACAUUUGGCUGGACAGUUAAAAACAUUAAAAAACUUUAAAGCAGUUUAUUUAGUUUGACCUUAUUUGAUUUGAUGUUGCUAGUUACUGCAGUUAGACUCUGUAGGACAGAACUGUGGAGCCUUUAAACAACACAUUUAGUGUGUCAGUCGUGAUUUUACUGUAAAUAUGUAACUAAUAUAUUUGAUACAGCUGUUUGUUUUAAAAGUGUUGUUCCGUUUGGUAAUAAAUGCUCCUUUUUUUCCAAAGAA
This is a messenger RNA of Centropristis striata (black sea bass), 3222 nucleotides long. RefSeq names its product glucocorticoid modulatory element binding protein 2 (gene gmeb2). Gene Ontology annotation, biological process: positive regulation of transcription by RNA polymerase II. The transcript is spliced from 10 exons. Gene Ontology annotation, molecular function: DNA-binding transcription activator activity, RNA polymerase II-specific; RNA polymerase II cis-regulatory region sequence-specific DNA binding. Lineage: Eukaryota; Metazoa; Chordata; Actinopteri; Perciformes; Serranidae. The record is from RefSeq and is a predicted model, not a curated record. Gene Ontology annotation, cellular component: nucleus. The coding region runs from base 366 to 1922 and encodes 518 amino acids.